CCAGAAUGAAGCACAAAGAAAAAGAAUGGUGAAACUAGCAGAAAAUGUGGUGUUUUUAGAUGCUACAUAUAAAGGAUUAACUGCCUAUGGUUAUUCAUUCUAUGCUCUUGUUGCAAGAGAUGAACAGCAAGGCCGAGGCACUCCUCCUUCGUACUGUAUCUCGUCAGAUGAUACUGGUGAAGUUGUCAAAAUAUUUCUGAGAUCUCUGAAGACUACGGCUGAAAAUCAUGGAUUUGAUUUCCGUCCAAGAUCUUUUAUGGUAGACAGAGAUACCAAAGAAAUCAGCGCAAUUAAUGAAGUAUUCCCAAACAGCUCUGUUUUACUUUGCUGGUUUCAUGUUUUACAGGCUGUGUACAGAUUUUUGAAUAAAAAAGAAUCUGGUGUAUCAGGACCCAUGCACGCACAUACCAGAAAAAAAGUUAUUGACUAUAUUAGAACUAUGAAAAUAUGUACCAAGGUAAUCAAACGUGAUAGUUAAGACAAAUAAAAUAUAAUGAACCUAUGAUACCACAGUGAAAUAUAAUAAUUUUUAAAUUGGUCAAUAAUUUUGAGUUGGUCCUGACAAAUUCAAAUAAUGUAUUCGAAUAUUUAAUAUGUACUAGGUGAAUGUUAAUUUACAUAGUAUAACUUGACCUGCUUCUGAUAAUAACAGUUUUAUAUGCAGAGGAUGUGAAACAUUGUUACAAAAUUAAUCACGAGUG
Messenger RNA from Mytilus californianus (California mussel), 701 nucleotides. RefSeq lists its product as uncharacterized. NCBI's taxonomy places the organism in Eukaryota, Metazoa, Mollusca, Bivalvia, Mytilida, Mytilidae. The record is from RefSeq and is a predicted model, not a curated record. The transcript is spliced from 4 exons. The coding region runs from base 26 to 478 and encodes 150 amino acids.